Messenger RNA from Diorhabda carinulata, 3973 nucleotides. Its product is annotated as ATP-dependent translocase ABCB1-like. The transcript is spliced from 20 exons. Bases 87 to 3863 code for a protein of 1258 amino acids. NCBI's taxonomy places the organism in Eukaryota, Metazoa, Arthropoda, Insecta, Coleoptera, Chrysomelidae. Gene Ontology annotation, molecular function: ABC-type transporter activity; ATP hydrolysis activity; ATP binding. Gene Ontology annotation, cellular component: membrane. Gene Ontology annotation, biological process: transmembrane transport. The record is from RefSeq and is a predicted model, not a curated record.
AUGUUCAGUUUGUAUUAGACUUCAAUGUCGAUCGUCAGAUAGUGCAUUAAUUGUAUUUACAAAAUUAUAGGUAUAAAGAAUUUGCAAUGGGGGAGCAGAAGAAAUAUAAUUUAAACGAAACAAAUAAUAAUAAGAAGGAUCCACUAGAUGUAAAAUUUGUUAAAGGCACAGAAGAACCGACAAAACCAAAAGAUGUAUCAUAUCUUCGUAUGUUCUCAUUCGCCAAUAAACUUGAUAAAUGUCUCAUGACAUUGGGUCUAUUGUCUGCUACAGCUACUGGAAUAAUACAACCUCUUAAUACCAUCUUGUUUGGUAAGCUAACAGGAGAUAUUAUUGAAUAUGCUGAAACAUUGUACAAUAUGACUAUGACACCGGAUGAAAGGAAUAAGGCAGAGGAAAAAUUUUUCGACGGUAUACGGUAUUUUGCAUCAAUGAAUUCCUUAAUCGGAGUUGGGAUGUUCAUUUUCAGUUAUUUGGCUACGGUGUCAUUUAAUUACAGCGCCACUAGACAGAUAUUUCGAAUAAGAUCGGCUUAUCUUAAAGCUAUUCUAAAUCAAGAUGUCGGUUGGUAUGAUGUCAAUCAAACUGGAGAUUUUUCUAGCAGAAUUGCUGAUGAUCUCUUCAAGUUUGAAGAUGGUAUUGGAGAAAAAGUACCCAUAUUUAUGACAUUUCAGGUGGUAUUUAUCACAUCUUUAAUAAUAGCUCUCACUAAAGGUUGGGAACUAGCAUUGAUAUGUUUGACCUCGCUACCAGCAACGUUAAUAGCUUUAGGUAUCGUGGGAUUGUUAACAACAAAAUUAGCUAAGAAUGAAUUGGAAGCUUAUGGUAUAGCGGGAUCCAUAGCAAACGAAACAUUAUCAUUGAUACGAACCGUAACUGCCUUCGGCGGACAACAAAAAGAAAUAGAGAGAUAUAACAAAAAUUUAAUAUUCGCCAGAAAGAAUAAUAUCAGAAGAUCUAUGUUCGGGGCGAUAGGAUUCGGUCUUCUUUGGUUGAUGAUAUACUCUAGCUACGCCCUUGCUUUCUGGUAUGGUGUAAAAUUAGUUUUAAGAGAUAGAAAUGAAUCUGAUCCAGUUUAUACACCACAAAAUAUGGUCACGGUGUUUUUUAGCGUCAUGACAGGUUCGAUGAAUUUUGGAAUAGCGUCACCUUAUAUAGAAGCUUUCGGAAUAUCUAAAGCUGCAGCUGCUAAAAUAUUUAGUGUCAUUAAUCACGCUCCUACGAUUAACGCAUCUAAAGGAAAAGGAAAAAAACUUAAUUCCCUUCGAGGAAAUGUCCAAUUCAAGAAUGUUAACUUUUCUUAUCCUUCAAGAAAAGAUGUACCUAUCUUCAAACAACUGUCUCUUAAUAUUGAUGCUGGUGAAACCGUGGCACUCGUUGGUACUUCUGGUUGCGGAAAAUCCACAGUAAUUCAGCUCAUUCAACGACUCUAUGACGCAGAUUCUGGAGAGGUUAUGAUAGAUGGUACACCGAUCAAAGAUUUCGAUUUAACAUGGUUGAGAAGUCAAAUGGGUGUUGUGGGUCAAGAACCGGUUCUUUUCGGUACUACAAUCUCGGAAAACAUUAAAUACGGAAAAGAAGGAGCGACAGAUGAUGAAGUUGUAACAGCAGCGAAAAAGGCGAACGCUCACAACUUUAUUCAAUUGUUACCGAAUGGAUACAAUACCUUGGUAGGAGAAAAGGGUGCCCAACUUUCUGGUGGACAAAAACAGAGAAUAGCUAUCGCCAGAGCUUUGAUACGUGAACCCACUUUAUUACUAUUGGACGAAGCUACUUCGGCUUUGGAUAAUACCAGCGAAGCUAAAGUUCAAGCCGCUUUAGAUGCUGCAAGUGUCGAAUGUACAACCAUAAUAGUAGCACACAGAUUGUCAACUAUUAGAGGUGCCAAUAAAAUUAUAGUUCUUGAAAAUGGAAGUGUAGUAGAACAGGGAAAUCACGAUGAACUAAUGGCACUACAGAAGGAAUAUUACAAACUUGUCAUGGCGCAAGUAAAAUCUACAGAGCAAUUUGGUGUUUCCCAUCAGAAUAAAACAGAUUCUUCAAUCUUACAAAAUGAAGACGAAGUGAAAACUCCUAACCAAAAUGAGAAAUAUAAAGAAAUAGAUGACUUUUUGGUCGAUAACUCUGUAUCGAUAUGGGAGAUAGUAAAAAUGAACGCUCCGGAAUGGCCGUAUAUUCUUUUAGCCUGUGCUGGAUCCAUUGUAGUGGGAUGCGGAAUGCCAGUGUUUGCUGUAUUAUUUGGGAGCAUCUUAGGAACACUAGCAAUUGCUGAUGAAGAUACUGUAAGGACUGAAACUUAUAAAUAUUGUUUAUAUUUCGUCUUCGGUGGAAUUGCUACCAUGAUAUCCGUUUUUAUACAGAUGUACAUGUUAGGUAUUGCGGGUGAAAAACUGACUGAAAGAGUUCGUAGUAACUUAUUUAAAGCGAUGAUAUCACAAGAAAUUGGAUUCUUUGAUAAGGAAGCAAAUGGAGUAGGAGCUCUGUGCUCAAAAUUGUCUACCGAUGCAGCAAACAUACAAGGAGCAACUGGUCAACGUGUUGGUACGAUAUUGCAAUCAAUAUCCACGUUCUGUCUUGCUAUUGGUCUCUCAAUGUACUACGAAUGGAAAUUGGGAUUAGUUACUGCAGCUUUUACACCAAUUAUAUUGGUAGCAAUGUUCUUUGAAAGGAGAAAUACAUCAGGUCAAAGUGAUUCUCGAGAUAAAGCAUUACAAACAUCAACACGGGUAGCCGUGGAAGCUGUUGGAAAUGUUAGAACUGUUGCAGCUUUAGGUUUGGAGGACAAAUUCCAUCGCAUUUACAUAUCAGAGCUUCUACCUAAUUAUAAAUCGUCUUUAAAAAAAGUUCAUUGGAGAGCUAUUGUAUUUGGUCUAUCCAAAAGUCUACUAUUCUUCGCGUAUGCCACAGCUAUGUAUUAUGGAGGGUAUCUCAUACGGGAUGGUUUAUCUUACGAAAAAGUGUUUAAAGUAUCACAAGCACAGAUAAUGGGUACAGUAUCAAUUGCUAACUCAUUAGCGUUCUCACCAAACGUUUCUAAAGGGAUAACAGCUGCGAGGAAAGUUAGAACGUUCCUUUCUAGAAUUCCUUUAAUAAGAGAUAAAAUUAAUGCAAAAAAUAUGAACGAGGUACAAGGAAAAUUGAACUUUGAAAGUAUAGAGUUCACUUAUCCCACUAGACCGAACGUACUAAUUCUAAAAGGUCUCGACUUGAAUAUCCUACAGGGCAAAACUAUCGCCUUGGUAGGCGAAAGUGGUUGCGGAAAAUCGACGAUCAUCCAAUUAAUCGAAAGAUUUUAUGAUCCUUCUUCAGGUGAAGUUCAUUUAGACGGAGUAAAUCUCAAAGACGUAGCUUUAGGUUCAUUACGAUCGCAUAUGGGGAUCGUUGCUCAAGAACCUAAUUUAUUUAAUAAAUCCAUCGCUGAUAAUAUAGCUUAUGGAGAUAACUCCAGGGAUGUACCGAUGGAUGAAAUCAUUCAAGCAGCGAAAAAUGCGAAUAUUCAUAAUUUUAUAACUGGUUUGCCUCAAGGCUACAAUACUGAACUAGGAGAAAAAGCAGUUCGAUUAUCAGGUGGUCAAAAACAAAGAAUCGCUAUAGCAAGAGCCUUGGUAAGAAACCCAAAAAUUUUACUACUAGAUGAAGCAACGUCCGCACUAGAUACCGAAAGUGAAAAGGUUGUACAAGAAGCUCUUGAUACAGCUAAGAAAGGGAGAACUUGCGUCACGAUAGCACAUAGAUUAACGACGAUCCAAGAUGCAGAUUUAAUUUGUGUAGUCCAAAAUGGUGUAAUUGCGGAAUCAGGAACACAUGAAGAAUUAAUAAAGAAAAACGGAUUGUAUUAUAAAUUGUAUACUCAGAAGAAAUAACGAGCUUUUUGUGAUUAGGUAGACAAAUUUAUUUCUCAAUUGUGGUAUCCAGAUUUUUUUUAAACUGAAUGUAUGUGUAAGUGAAUGAAUAAUAAAUAUUUUGAAAAUAA